AUGAAUUUUAAUAAAUUACUUUGGUCUGAUGUAGAGAGAACACCAUAAUUCACUUCAAAGAUAGAAUUACUAAAUGUUAAAUAUGAUGAAGAUUAUGAAGAAAUAAUGGAUUAUUUCAGAGCUAUAGUGAAAUCAGGAGAAAUUAGUGAAAGGGUUUUUGAUUUAACAAGUAUCAUAAUAUAAAAAUUACCAUCAAAUUAUAAUGCCUAUUUCAUUCGAAGAAAGUGUUUGAAAUAAAUGAAUUUAGAUUUAUCUAAGGAAAUGGAAUUUAUAAAUGAGGUUACAAUUUCUAAUUAGAAAGUUUAUUAAAUUUGGUAAUAAAAAAUUUCAUGUUAUUAAGGGAACAUAGAAGAUAAGUUAUAGAAUAGUUGAAUAAUUGCAAAGGAGAAAUUGAAUUUCUUCACAAAAUUUUUGAUGAAGAUAAUAAGAAUUAUCAUGGAUGGUCAUAUCGAGUUUGGUUAUGUGAAAAAUUUAAUUUAUAUGCUGAAGAAUUAAUAGAUGUCUAAUAUUAUUUAGAUGAAGAUAUUGGUAAUAAUUCUGCUUGGAAUUAUAGAUAUUUUCUAUUAUCUAAAAUACCAUUCGAUUUUAAUACAGAAUUAGAAUACAUAAAAAAUGCAAUAAGAAUUAAAGAUGAGAAUGAAGCCUCAUGGAAUUAUUUAAGAGGAUGGUUUAAAACGUUUAAAUUUAAAAAUGAUUAAGAAAAUCCUUACAAAACAUUCAUCCAAUAUAAUUUAAAAGAUUUUAAUUUGAUUGAAUUUCUCAAUGAGAUAUAAUAUAAUAAUAGAUUUGCUUUAAGUCUAAGAAUACAAUGUCUAUUAUAAGAUGGAAAGUAUUAAGAUGCAAUAUCUAUAUGUGAAGUUCUUUAGAAUGUAGAUUCGAUUAGAAUAAAAUAUUGGCAAUAUUUAAAGACCUAAAUAAAUGGAUUAAUAUAGUGA
Paramecium pentaurelia is the source of this 935-nucleotide messenger RNA. Lineage: Eukaryota; Ciliophora; Oligohymenophorea; Peniculida; Parameciidae. The record is from the annotation of a GenBank genome assembly.